Salvelinus namaycush (lake trout) is the source of this 9892-nucleotide messenger RNA. Its product is annotated as polycystin-1-like. Gene Ontology annotation, cellular component: membrane. The transcript has 41 exons. The record is from RefSeq and is a predicted model, not a curated record. Gene Ontology annotation, molecular function: protein binding. Lineage: Eukaryota; Metazoa; Chordata; Actinopteri; Salmoniformes; Salmonidae. Gene Ontology annotation, biological process: kidney development. The coding region runs from base 36 to 9011 and encodes 2991 amino acids.
UCCACCUCCAGGCCGCGCUGAGGGAAGGGACCAACAUGUCCUUUAGCUGGAACCUCCUCAGGGAGUUGGCGCCGGUCAGCACUGCGCUCAACCUCAGCGGGAAGACCAUCCCGGUCAACUUCUCCACCCCUGGUCCCUGUGACGUCUUCCUACGGGCCACCAACCUCCUCGGAACGCUUGCGGUGAACAGAACCAUCCAGUUCCUCGAUCCGGUUGGAGAGCUGUACCUGGAGACCAGCGUCAACCCCGUGGCGGUCAACUCCUCCACUAACCUGACGGUGUUGGCCAGUAAAGGCUCGGACAUGCAGUACCGGUGGUCGGCUGAUGAGGGCGCUCUAGGCGGGAAUGAGCCCUCUGUGGUUCAUUGGUUCACUAGUCCAGGGAUGAAGGUCGUUACUGUGGAAGUGUCCAAUGAGGUCAGCACCGAGACGGUGUCGAAGUUCAUUGACGUCCAGGAAGUGGUAACGGGAUUGACGUUCUCUACGACUAACGUCACGGAGCAGAACUUUGUGGCCACCGGCGUCAACGUCUCCCUCCACGGAGAAUUAAGGACCGGCACCACCGUAUCUUGGACCUGGCUGUUACUGGGCAGAACAGAGAUUGGACGGACGGUGUCCCAUGUUUUCCGUGAACCAGGGCCGUUCACCGUUAUGCUAAACGCUACCAACGACGUUAGCGGCGAGACGUUUUCCAGAGAGUUGACGGUACAGGAUAAGAUUCAGGGGUUGGAGCUGAGGGCCAGUAAGAGGAUCGCGGCGGUCGGGGAGAGGGUGGAGUUUACCAUCGCCAAGGCGUCAGGGACGAACGUGAGCUUCAUCCUCAGCAUCAGCGGAGACUCGACCGUGUUCGGCCUCAACCAGACCUACGUUCACCAGUUCAGCCGGGUCGACACCUACAUGGUAAACCUGACCGCACACAACCAGGUGAGUUCUGAGCGGCGCCACCUGCAGGUGGAGGUGAUGGAGCCAGUGAGCAUGCUGAGUAUCCUGGACUGCUGUGACGCCGCCAUGCCUGUGGGCGUCAAGAAGACCUUGGUAGCCGACAUCCUGACAGGAAACCCGGUGACCUUCCUGUGGACCUUUGACCUUAACCACCUCCCCCUUCCCCACAUCGGGAAGGAGGUGACCUACAACCCCGACCAGGCCGGGUCACUCACCAUCUACCUGAGGGCAUUCAACCUGCUAAACGGCCAGAACAUCACAUGGCACAUCCAGGUGCAGAACGUUCUGACGGAGGCCCGGGUGGAGGCCCAGCCCAGAGACACCUUCAUCAACAAGACGGUGAUGCUGACGGCGGGCGUUGCCCCUCCAUCCACACCCGUUACCUACCUCUGGGACUUUAGGGACGGCUCUGCGCCCCUGCUCUCUACCACCUCCUCUGUUGAACAUGUGUACGCGUUUCCAGGUCAAUACCUGGUCCAGGUGAACUGUAGUAACUUGGUGAGCUGGGUGGUAGCCAGGGUGGAGGUGACCAUCGGGGUGUUGGAGUGUGAGGAGCCAGAGGUCCAGGUAGUCCAGGCUCCUAGGCUAGCCAUCUGGCGCUACCAGCCCACCCUGGUGGAGGCUAGCGUGGACCUGAAGGCUUGCAUCCGCUACGGAGCCCAGUACCUCUGGGAGAUCUUCGACACCCCGCACUGCAACCACGACCACUCGGUGGCAGCACCUCUGGCCUCUAAGAUCCCUCUCCCGGGGGAAGUAGACGUGCGACGGCUGCAGCUCUCGGUGCCCAAGAUGGCUCUGCGUUCGGGGAACUACUCGCUGGUGUUCUCCCUGUCCUACCAGGGGGUUCCCCUGAGGAAGGCUGCCUGUCUACAGCUGACCGUCAUGGCCGCCCGCCUGGUACCUAUCAUAGAGGGAGGGACCUACAGGGUGUGGUCCAGGACCCAGGACCUGCAGCUGAAUGCUGAGCAGAGCUAUGAUCCCAACAUGAACCUGGACAGCCAGUCACUACUCUACUACCACUGGGAGUGUGUCACCAUCUCCAAGGGACCAUCGUACUGUUCCAGUCUGAACUUUGGUCUGGGGUACAGUGGUCCUGUCCUGGGUAUCCCUGGCUCUGAGCUCCAGGCAGAUGUAGAGUACAUCUUCAGACUGACGGUCCGCAAGGAUGGCAUGGCCCCAGAGUCUACUACACAGACCGUGAUGGUCCAGAGUGGUCGUAUCCCCAUGGUCUAUCUGGAGUGUGUGUCUUGUAAGGCCCGGUCCAUCUUCGAGGUCAGUCAGAACUCCUAUGUCUACCUGGCUGGAACCUGCACCAACUGUCACCACUUCCACCGCGGGCGUUGGACGGCGGUCACCCUUCGUAACGAGACCUUGGUCCUAGACUCCAGCAGCACAACAACCGGAUGUGACGGUAUGAACCUGGUUCUCCGCCAGGGCAUCCUGCGAGACGGAGAUUCCUACGUCUUCACCCUCCACGUAACCGACGGCAACAUGGACCGCGAGGGCGUGGCGUCCAUCACGCUACAGCCCAACAUGCCCCCGGCGGGCGGGGAAUGUGACCUCCGAACGGGGGGAGGAGGAGAGGGGGGACCGAUCAGAACACUGGUGGACAGGGUGCACUUCAACUGUUCAGGUUACAGUGACCUGGGCGUAUCAGAGACGCCUCUCCUGUAUAGCCUGUUGGUGACUCGCUGCAGUGACAUGCACUGUGAGGAGUUCUGUGUGUAUAAAGGGACCAGUCCAGAGCACUCUGCCUUCCUGCCCCCUGGGUUCAGAUCAGGUCGAUACAGGGUGUCAGCAUCCAUUACUGUAGAAGACCACCAGGGGGCAGCUAUCACCGCUCUCAACAACUCUGUGGAGGUGGUUCUUCCAGACAGUCCUCCAGGCUACAGCAGCCUGCCCCACUGGCUCAGUGAGCUGACCUCCACCACACUCAGACAGCUACUGAAACAGGGAGACUCACAGAGGGUCAGAGAGCUGUCCCUGGCCCUGAUCACUGUUCUCAAUGAGUAUGAGCAGACCCGUCAGUCGCCGAUAGUAUCCAGGGCGGAGCGCAGUUACCGGGUCACCGUGCGUAGUGACAUCACCAGAGCUCUCACGGCCCUCGACCUGACUACAGUUAACGACAUCCAGCAGACCUCCGCUGCCCUGGCACAAUGCACGGCGGUGAGUCGUGAGUUCAUCUGUGAGGAAUGUCAGAACAGCACGUUGAAUAAGCUGGAGUUGAUGUUGGAUAUACUGCAGACUGACACCAAGCAGGGAACAGUCACACCUACUGAGAUUGCAGACAACAUCCUCAACAUCAUGGGUGACCUUAUCCAUCAGGUAAGCCAGUCGGCCUCCCAGCAGCUCUUGGGGUCCCCCUACCCCGACCGCCACCUGGACUCCUCCCUCGGGCCGGGCCUCACCUCCCUUCCCCAGCCUCACCACCCCUUCCUCCCCGAGGCCCACCCCCUGCGCGUAGCAGCCAAGGCCUAUAAUCUGUCGUCGGUGCUGAUGCGUAUCCUGAUGCACUCCCGUGUCCUUAACGAGGAACCACUGGUGCUGCGGGGGACGGAGAUCGCCGCCACGGGAAAACGGGCCGACCCCCAGUCACUGUUCUGUUACCACGACGAUGACUCACCGGAGUGCAGAAGGUUCUCCAUCCCCAGAGCCUUCAACAACAGUCUGAGCAGAGCAGCUACCAGCGUGGUACAACUCAUGUUCCAGGUGGAGCCCAAUCCGUUCCCCUUUAACUUUGUGGCCAACUACACCGUCAGUACCGAGGUGGCCUCCAUGGAGUUCCGGGCAGAGAACGGUUCCCAGAUCCCAAUCUCAGACCUCGACGACAACCAAGCCAUCACCGUUGCCGUGAACAAUGGCAGCGCCACCGACAGCAAUGGGGCAGGGGUGACGGGAGUCCCUUUAGCCGGGGCCAUUAACGUGAGCCGGUGUGACUCUGUCAUCGUACGGGUCAGCGCCGGUAACUCCAACCAGCAGGCUGGACUGUUCAUCCAACUCAACUUCACCACCCUGGACGACGGGGUGUGGUCAGAGGUGCGCGAGGCGGACCCCUCCAUCAUGACCUACCUCCACUCCUCCAACUGGCCCAACGAGUUCAACUUCACAGACAGGAAACGCAUCACACUCAGCAUGACCAGGGGGCGGGACCUGGACCACAGGAAGUACACCUUCUUCCUGUCCCCAGAGUCCCAUGACACGACCCUGGACUACUAUGUCAACGUGACAACGGGCUGUACCACUGACUCCCCCAGCGCGGGAGUGCGUCUGGAGGUGGGUGUGUUUGCGUCCCUGUGCCAGUACUUCAGCGAGAGCGCCAAGCUGUGGCGUACGGACGGCAUGGUGCCACUGGCAGAGACUAAUGCCAGCCGGGCCGUCUGCCGCACCCGUCACCUCACAGCCUUUGCUGCCAGUCUCUUCGUUCCACCUGAUGCUGUCACCUUCAUACGGCCUGAGCGGGGGGGUCCCAGCCUCGUGGUGUUGUUGACGUGUGUGGUGGGGUUGCUGUGUUACGCCGUGGCGGCGGCCAUCUUACAUAAACUUGACCAGCUGGACCUGAGGAGGGCGGGGACGGUGCCGCUCUGUGGACACGACGGAACAUUCAAGUACGAGGUGCAGGUCAAGACCGGCUUCAGCCGCGGGGCAGGCACGUCAGCACAUGUAGGCAUCAGUGUGUAUGGCUGUGAGGGGCGUAGCGGGCAUCGCCACCUGGACAGCCCCGGGGCCUUCGCACGUAACGGACUGGACAUCUUCCACAUCGCCACGGAAACUAGCCUGGGCAGCGUCUGGAAGAUCCGCGUCUGGCACGACAACAAGGGUCUGUCUCCAGCAUGGAAACUCCAGUACGUCCUGGUGAAGGACCUACAGACAGGAAGCAGUUACUAUUUCCUGGUAGAGGAGUGGCUGUCAGUGGACAACGAGAGGACAGAUGGACGCGUGGAGAUAGAGGUGGAGGCCUCAGAAGAGGCGGAGCUUCGGCGGUUGCCCCGCCUCCUGAACUGGGAGCUUCAGCGUGCCCUGUGUGAGAGUCACUUGUGGCUGUCGCUAUGGGAACGGCCCGUCCGCAGUCCCUUUACCCGCCUCCAGAGGGCGACGUGCUGUGCCCUGCUGCUACAGCUCUGUCUGCUAGCUAACACCAUGUGGUACAGCACCGUGGCCAAUAGGAGCUACAGCUCUGUAGCAGUGUCCAGGCUGGUGGUGGUGGAUGUGGAGACUGUGGCUGUGGGAGUGGUCAGCUGUCUGGUGAUUUACCCCCUCUACCUGCUGGUCUUCACUCUCUUCAGGAUGAGUCGUAGCAAGUGUGUGUCAGUAGAACAGGUGCCGUCCUCCCAGGUGGACCAGGAGUCAGUGGAGAUAGAUGACUUCCUGGAUAACUCCAUGGCAGGAAGCUCCUUCCUCAUCUUCAACGGUGUCCCUGGAGAGACCUAUUCAGAAGAGACCAACGUGGACCUCCCCCCCACGCCCUCCACCAAGAGUGUCCAGAGUUGGGGUGUGGUCCAGGAAGAGGAUGACGACGAGGAGCGUGAUUGGCCAGAGUUGUUGAGUGACAUGUCUGAGGUGGGAGGGGCGGGCCUGGGGGCGGGGCUACCAAAGUUGAAGAGAGGUCAAGGUUCAAGACACCUGGGGGUGGACAUAACCCUUCACCCCGACGAUGAAGACUUCACACACCGCAACAAGUACUUCACAUCCUCAGAUGAGGACCUGAUUAAGCGGAUCCUGGCGGACGGCCAGCUGCAGGUGUCUCAUCUCUGUGACCCCCAGCACUUCUUCUCUCAGACAGCAGACAGCGAGAUGGCCGACCUGUCCAGUAUCUUUGGUGAUAAGACAGAGGUGGUCCUCCUUCAGAAGCUGAAUGAACCACUGUCCCUCGGAGCUGUCAAGAGGGAGCCCCCUAAAACAGCCUUCACCUCACGCACAGUUGUAACAGACGUGUGUAGUCCGAGGCGAUUCCCUCCCUGGUGUGGGCAGGCCGCUCUAUGGGGCAGCUGGGCAGGGCUUGUCCUAGCCAAUGGGCUGUCAGUGUGGGCAGGAAGAGGCUUCAGUGAUGCUGUGGCUCUGAUGUGGCUCAUUUCCUGUAUCGGUAGCUUCCUGUCCUCCUGCUUGCUGCUGGAGCCAAUCAAGGUGUUACUAGAAGGCCUGUACUUUGCCCUGUGGGUGAAGAGGCUCCGUCCAGAGGAGCAGGAUGUCCUGGUGGAGUGUCCUCGUGUUGACAGAGUUGUCCAGCGCGUCCCCAGAGUCAGACCACCCCAAGGCUUCGCUCUGUCCCAGGCCAGACAGCAGGCCCGCAAGGUCCACAUGCUGCACAACAUGCUCAAGAACUUCCUGGUCUACAUGCUCUUCCUGUUGGUGGUGUUGCUGCUCAACUACUCUGACACCACCAAGGACACACACAGCCUGCGACUCCGUACACAGCUACAACUCACACUACACACACCGGACCAGGCCAACAUUAGCAGGCGUGAGGAUGUGUGGGCAUGGCUGUCAGGCUCCCUGUUGCCAAGGUUACUGGAUGGCCCCAACCUAAUGCAGGAAACAGGAAGUGUGCUACUGGGCACGCCCAGAUUACGACAGAUACGAGACGGUACCAUCCAUGGGGCAGGAGCAGCAGGCUGGGGAGAGGGGUUGACUGGCUCAGCAGUACACAGGAAGCUGACCAAGAACUGGACCUCACACACGGUUGAUGACAACGGGGCGUGGCGUUGGGGUCAGGUGAUGGUGUACGGGAGCGGAGGUUUCGUCCAACAGCUGAACAGGAACAUAGAGGAGACCAGAACAUCACUACAGUACCUACAGCAGUUACACUGGAUGGACCACAUGACACGGGCUGUGUUUGUGGAGUUCUCUCUCUACAACACCAACACAGACCUUUUGACCGUCUUCUCCUUCCUGUUUGAGUUCCCCGUCUCUGAGCACACUCAGUCCAGCCUCGACCUCUUGACCUUCCGCCUGCAGCCUAUCACAGGCCUCGACCUGCAGCUGCAGCUCACGAUCCUUCUCUUCUCCCUAGUGGUGUAUUUCUGUGUAUGUGCGGUCCAGGGCAUGGUGAGAGAGGGCUGGGUAUACCUCCUGUGCCCGUGGCGGUUGCUGGGCGCGUGCAGCCUGGCGCUGGCAGCGUGUGUGUGUGGCCUCCACAUCAGCCGAUGUGCUGCCGCCGGGCGCCUGUGGGCGUCGUACCUGCGGCAACGAGACGGGUACACUGACUUCUACCCGCUGGCACGGCAGAGCCAAGCUUACACCCUGCUGUCUGCCAUGCUCCUGUUCAUACUGGUGUUGAAGGCGUCCCACCAGUUGCGUUUCCUGAGGGAGUGGGCAGUGUUUGGCAGGGCUCUGAGACGCUCUGUCUGGGAACUGAUAGGAGCAGGUCUGGUCCUGCUGGUGCUGCUGCUGGCCUACUCACACACAGGACACCUGCUCUUCCACUCUGUGAUGGACGGAUAUGGCAGUGUGAGCUCCGCCUGCCUGUCGUUGCUAGGCGCCGGCGGGCGCGGCCUGUUGUCCUUGCGACCGUCGUCAACAACAACCGGCCCCUCUAGCUCCGCCUCCAGCCUGGUGUUCCACGCGAGCUUUGCCGUGCUGCGGCUGGCGUUGCUAUGGCUGGUGACCUCUGCGUUGUUAAGGAACUAUCGCCGGGCGCGGGCGGAGUUGUACCGCCCGGUGGUGGACCUACAGGACUAUGAGAUGGUGGAGCUGUUUCUACGACGACUGAAGAUGUGGAUGGGCCUCAGCCGCACCAAGGAGUUUCGUCACAAGGUGCGUUUUGAGGGCAUGGAGCUCCCCCCCUCUCGCUCCUCCUCCACCAGUGACUGUAAGUCCCUGUGCCUGCCCCCUCUGGACGGCUCCGAGUCGCCCCCCAGCCCUGGCAGCCUGGACGGGACCUCUGAGGCCUCCUGGAGACCCAGCUCUUCCAGCCCCUGUAGCCUGACAGAGGCCCCCGGGAUGGGGCUAAGCCUGGGCCUGGGGCCUGGCGGUUUGGGACCAGGUGCGUUGGCGGGUGGAACUACCUUGCGGGAAAGGACGGAGACUGAGGCGACUCUGAAGAGGCUUCUCCCCACGCUGGAUGCUUUGCUGCAGCAGCUGGACCGGGUCACCGUGGCGACCGAGGAGCUAUACCGUACGGAGUGUGUCCUGGAGCGUGCCCAGAGGAAAGGACGAGGGCCGAAGGGGAGGAGAGGAGAGAAGGAGAGGGGGAAGAGUAGAGAGGGCCGAGGAGGGAAGGGAAAGGGGGAUGAGAAAGACUCUGCUGGACGGAGAGAAAGAAAAGGAGGGCAGCAGAAAGUCAACACUGUGGUGGGGGUAGUGGGCAUGGGUCAGCCUGAAGAUACAGGGAACUCUGGGGCUAACCCUAAACACACCCCUGCCCCGAAAUCGACCCCUGUCCCGGAUCCUCCCCCUAUAUCUACCCCUGCCCCGAAAUCGACCCCUGUCCCGGAUCCUCCCCCUAUAUCUACCCCUGCCUCUAAACCUGCCCCGAAAUCUACCCCUGUCCCUGUUGUUACCCCUGUAUCUACCCCUGCCUCUACCCCUGCCCCGAAAUCGACCCCUGUCCCGGUUCCUCCCCCUAUAUCUACCCCUGCCCCGAAAUCGACCCCUGUCCCGGUUCCUCCCCCUGUAUCUACCCCUGCCUCUAAACCUGCCCCGAAAUCUACCCCUGUCCCUGUUGCUACCCCUAUAUCUACCCCUGCCAUGAAAUCGGCCCCGGAUCCUACCCCAAUAUCUACCCCUGUCCCUAAACCUACCCCGAAAUCUACCCCUGUAUCUGCCCCUAUACCUGACCCAAAAUAUACCCCAGUUUCUACCCAUAUAAUUUCCCCUGCCUUGACCCCUGCUCCUGCCCCUGUACCCCUCUCUACUCCCGCCCUACCCUCCACCCCUGCCCCCUCCUCCACUCCCGCCCCUCGAGAGUGGGACCCCCCUACGGAGAGAGAGACCCUGCCCCCCUCCAGCCUCUUCAACCACCCAGCCCACACCACCACCAUUCCCACACGCAAACGCAAACGCAAGCCCCCACCACUCAAGAACAAGGUGCACCCCAACCCAGACAGGCAUGUGUCCGGACACCCCAAACCCUGAGGACCCCUCCUGAAGGACCCUCAAGAAGAAAGGAUGUUAGGGAUGGAUGGACAGAACGGGCCGUAGGGAGGAGUGGAAGGAAAGGAAGGAUCCUGGGUUGAGGAUGAGUGGGCGUCGGUCACAGCGGGUGAUGUCACUGGUGUUCCACUCUAAAUCCAGAAGGAGAGAAAGCGAGAGAGGAGGGAAAGAGAGAAAUAGAAGCCCCAAAACAGCGACCGCUCACCAUGGAGUUGGCAUGGAAACAAGGUGCAGGUCGCCAGUUCUUUACCCCCGUCCCCGUCCCCUGACCCCAUGUGACCCCGGAGGUCGUGUGGUGGCGUCGACAGAAGCACAUGUUGUGCUGACAUUAGGAGUGCUGACUGUAUGUUUAGUCAAUGAAGAGUGUGUACACGACCUGUUGAUGAUGAUGUACACGACCUGUUGAUGAUGAUGUACACCGCUUGUUGAUGAUGAUGUACACCGCUUGUUGAUGAUGAUGUACACCGCUUGUUGAUGAUGAUGUACACCGCUUGUUGAUGAUGAUGUACACCGCUUGUUGAUGAUGAUGUACACAGCUUGUUGAUGAUGAUGUACACAGCUUGUUGAUGAUGAUGUACACAGCUUGUUGAUGAUGUACACCGCUUGUUGAUGAUGAUGUACACAGCUUGUUCAUGAUGAUGUACACAGCUUGUUGAUGAUGCUUCAGUGUGUUAUCUAUGUUGUUGCAUUUGUUGUUUCUAUUUGAUCAUGAAAACAUAAGGAAGCUAUUGUUCUUGAUCACCAUGUGUCUGUGGGACCUGUCUAAACGCUCUGUUCAGAAGCUUUGGAGAUUUCAAACCCACACACACACACACACACACACACACACACACACACACACACACACACACACACACACACAC